AUGGAUGAGGAUGUCCUGGAGGAGUUCCGGAAGCAACGUGGGUCGCGCACGGGCUCCGAGAUUCUGGAGAAUCUAAAGGAUUUGUUGUAUCCUUUAGCGAAGGAGUUUAAGGACGUGGUGUCCAAGGACCCACCCUCAAAGCCCCCUCCAGACCGAGGGAUCAGGCACAAAGUAUUGUGUCAAUGGCCCCUGCCCCGAGAGCAGAGUGACGUCAUUGCCGCGUUCUUCGCCGCGAAGGCGAAAGCGGGAAUGGUGCAGGAAUCGAAGUCCCCGCACUCGACGCCACCUUUCUGCGUUCGCAAGCCGAACAGUAAGUGGCGUCUGGUUCAUGCUUACAAUAAGCUGAACAGCGCGACUGUGCCAACACAGACGCCGAUCCCUCGCAAGGAUGUGUUAUUGAACAACAUGGCCGGCUGCACGCUGUAUAGUGCGCUGGAUCUGGUAGAUGGAUACCACCAGAUCCUGAUGCGGGAGUGUGAUAUCCUGCUCACGGCCGUGAGCACGCCGAGCGGUAUGCUCUGGGAGUGGCUGGUUAUGCCACAAGGUCUAUCCAACGCACCAUCGAUCUUCAAUCGCUUGGUCACACCGUUGUUUAGACCUUUGCGUGUGUUCAUGCAGACGUACUUUGACGAUAUAUUCGGCGGCAAGACGGCUAUGGAGGUGCAUCAGGAGCACCUCCGUCGGGUGUUUGAGGUCAUGAGAGCUAACAAGCUCUAUGCCAACAUCGACAAGUGCGUCUUCGCAGCUGAGGAGAUUAAGUUCAUCGGCCGCUUCGUCAGCAGCGUCGGGGUCCGAGCGGAUUCUGACAAGGCCAAAGCCAUUGCGGCAUUGCCUGUCCCUCGAUCGCAGAAGGACCUGAGGAAGUGGCUGGGUUUAGCCAAUUACCUGCACAAGUAUAGUGCUGGUUAUGCGUUUGACAGCAUCAAGGCGAGCUUGCAAUGCGUGCCCGUCUUGUCAUUGCCGGACGAUGCCAAGUCGUUUAGCGUCGUCUGUGACGCUUCCGAGUACGCAAUUGGCUGUGCGCUUUUGCAACAGGACGAGGAGGUACGGGAUCGGGUGAUCUCGUUCCAGUCCAGGCAGCUGAAAGCUGCCGAACGGAAUUACCCCGUUCAUGACAAGGAACCCUUGGCAAUGAAGUACGCCCUUGUCAAAUUCAGGGUGCAUCUUCUGGGCACAAGGCCCUUUGUGGUCUAUACAGACCACGCAUUUUUGCGGACAGCCAUCCAUACGCCGCAUCUAUCGCAGCGGAUGGCGCGUUGGCUGUCAUUCUUCGGGGAGUACAACUUCUGCGUUGAACACAAGCCUGGCAUGCUAAACACGCUUACCGACGCUUUGUCGCGCAGGCCCGACUAUGAGUUAGCUCAUAUUAGUCGGGUCACGACGGAUCUUUACGAUCGAAUACGCUUGGCGUAUCGGGACGAUGACACCCUCGUCCCUAUUGUGCGGUAUGUAUCCGCUGGCACGGAUGCCAAGGUCGAGUGGCUUACGCCUCGACAGCGGGCACGACGCCACCGCUAUGAGUGGGUCGAUGGCCUACUCCACUAUCAGGUGGAGCCCGGGGAUCCACCGCGAGUCGUUGUUUCGAACGACGAGGAUCUGAAGUAUGGUAUACUUCAUGAGGCAUACGAUGUGCCUUCGAGUGGCCACUUGGGCCGAGAGAAGACCUAUCACGAGGUCUCUCAGAUGGCCCACUUGUACAAGUGGGUGGCCAAGUACAUCAAGACAUAUGAAACAUGUCAGCGAGUUAAGCCAACAGGUCACGUGUCGGCUCCACUACAGAGCCUGCCCGUCCCACUGGACUGCUGA
This is a messenger RNA of Phytophthora megakarya, 1806 nucleotides long. Lineage: Eukaryota; Oomycota; Peronosporomycetes; Peronosporales; Peronosporaceae. The record is from the annotation of a GenBank genome assembly.